AUGGCAAACUCUGGUGGCGAUCACUCGUCGAGGCCUUUUCAGCCGGGCUGCUUGCCACCAAUUGGAAGUACCAGGGGCAUGUGGGGUAGCCUGGCGUCGACGGGAAGAAGCAAGCCGUGCAUCAAUCAUGAAGAUUCGGCGAUGCGGUGGAAAAGGUUGGGGCAUGUGGGCUUUAAAGGGCCACAGACGCACAAUCACGCAGGCAGCGGCGUCAAAGGCCACGAGAAAAGCCCCGAUCCCAGAAACUUGCACCAGGUCUCAGGAAGCCCAGUAAUCGACGGGCACCUAGGCAAAAGGGCCAAUCGCCUGGGGAUCUUUGUCGUGGUGUUAAUUGGUUAUUUGCUCACCACGACAAACUAUCUCGCCGGUCUCGACUUUCAAAAACCGGGACCGAAACCUCAGCUCAAUCGUGGAGAAAUUAUUGAAACACUUCCUGUCGACCGGCUCAAGGGUCCCGGAAGUAACUCUCAAAAGUCAAUCAAGCACUCACUUCUCAAACGGGGGAAUACAGAUUGCAAUCGUUCGCUUGCUCUGCAUCGAACACUGAGGGUAGACCCUAGGCCCCGAUUUCCCAGAAUUUUGACCGAUGCCUUCUUCGGCCGCGAUGUGAAGCAGAGCAAUCAAUUCCAUGAAGCAGCCAUGAAUUGGAGGCCUCGAUUCUCAAAUCCACACUUUCCAUACUGCAAGAAUAUCAAUCUGUCAAUCAAUCAUUCGUCUUGCUCGAAUUUUCAUAUUGGGAGCUAUAUCAUGUUCGAACAAAAAUUCUUGCAGGGCUAUCUGAUUUUUGAGUAA
Coccidioides immitis RS is the source of this 792-nucleotide messenger RNA. RefSeq lists its product as uncharacterized. The transcript has 3 exons. The record is from RefSeq and is a predicted model, not a curated record. Lineage: Eukaryota; Fungi; Ascomycota; Eurotiomycetes; Onygenales; Onygenaceae. Bases 1 to 792 code for a protein of 263 amino acids.